GGCAGCCAAUGGGCGCCGAGGAGGUGGGCUGGCUGGCGGCUGCCACCCUCCUGGCGACGGGCUCGCGGAGUCGGGGAGCGCGCGAGCCACCGCCUCCCAGGCCGUGGGGGAGGGGCCGCGGGAGGAGGAGGAGGAGCCGGCGAGCAGCCGCCCGAGGACCACUGCUCUCCCAGGCUGCGGAGCACCCACGCCGGUCCCGCUCCUCCGCCGCCAGCAUGAUCGCCGCGCAGCUCCUGGCCUAUUACUUCACCGAGCUGAAGGAUGACCAAGUCAAAAAGAUUGAUAAGUAUCUCUAUGCCAUGAGGCUCUCCGAUGAAACUCUGAUAGAUAUCAUGACUCGUUUCAAGAAGGAAAUGAAGAAUGGCCUCUCCCGGGAUUUUAACCCAACAGCCACGGUGAAGAUGUUACCGACAUUUGUAAGGUCCAUUCCUGAUGGUUCAGAAAAGGGAGAUUUCAUUGCCCUGGAUCUUGGCGGGUCUUUCUUUCGAAUUCUGCGGGUGCAAGUGAAUCAUGAGAAAAACCAGAAUGUUCACAUGGAGUCUGAGAUUUAUGACACCCCGGAGAACAUCGUGCAAGGCAGUGGAAGCCAGCUUUUUGAUCAUGUUGCCGAGUGCCUGGGAGACUUCAUGGAGAAAAAGAAAAUCAAGGACAAGAAAUUGCCUGUGGGAUUCACAUUUUCUUUCCCUUGUCGGCAAUCCAAGAUAGAUGAGGCCAUCCUGAUCACUUGGACAAAGAAAUUUAAAGCAAGUGGAGUGGAGGGAGCAGAUGUGGUGAAGCUGCUCAGCAAAGCCAUCAAAAAGCGUGGGGACUAUGACGCCAGCAUUGUGGCCGUGGUGAAUGACACAGUGGGGACCAUGAUGACGUGUGCAUAUGACGACCAGCAGUGUGAAGUUGGCCUCAUCAUUGGCACUGGCACGAAUGCUUGCUAUAUGGAGGAACUGAGAUACAUAGACCUGGUGGAGGGCGACGAGGGGAGGAUGUGCAUCAACACGGAGUGGGGGGCCUUUGGGGACGACGGGGCCCUGGAAGACAUCCGCACCGAGUUUGACCGGGAGAUAGACCGGGGGUCUCUCAAUCCCGGAAAACAGCUGUUUGAGAAGAUGGUCAGUGGCAUGUACCUGGGGGAGCUGGUUCGACUGAUCCUGGUCAAGAUGGCCAAGGAAGGCCUCUUAUUUGAAGGGCGGAUCACCCCAGAGCUGCUCACGAGAGGAAAAUUUAACACCAGUGAUGUGUCAGCCAUUGAAAAGAAUAAGGAAGGCCUUCACAAUGCCAAAGAAAUCCUGACCCGCCUGGGAGUGGAGCCAUCUAAUGAUGACUGCAUCGCUGUCCAGCAUGUGUGCACCAUUGUGUCCUUUCGUUCUGCCAACCUGGUGGCUGCGACGCUGGGCGCCAUCUUGAACCGCCUUCGAGAUAACAAGGGCAUACGCAGGCUGCGGACCACGGUUGGUGUCGACGGGUCUCUGUACAAGACGCACCCACAGUAUUCCCGGCGUUUCCACAAGACUCUGAGGCGCUUGGUGCCUGACUCUGAUGUGCGUUUCCUCCUCUCGGAGAGUGGCAGUGGCAAGGGGGCCGCCAUGGUGACCGCGGUGGCCUACCGCCUGGCUGAGCAGCACCGGCAGAUAGAGGAGACCCUGGCCCACUUCCGCCUCACCAAGGAGAUGCUGCUGGAGGUGAAGAGGAGGAUGCGGGCUGAGAUGGAUUUGGGGCUCAAGAAGCAGACACACGAAAAGGCAGCAGUCAAGAUGUUGCCCUCCUUCGUCCGAAGCACUCCAGAUGGGACCGAGCACGGUGACUUCUUGGCCCUGGAUCUUGGAGGAACGAACUUCCGUGUCCUACUGGUGAAAAUCCGUAGUGGGAAAAAGAGGAUGGUGGAAAUGCACAACAAGAUCUAUGCCAUUCCCACUGAAAUCAUGCAGGGCACUGGGGAAGAGCUGUUUGACCACAUCGUCUCCUGCAUCUCUGACUUCCUGGACUACAUGGGGAUCAAAGGCCCCAGAAUGCCUCUGGGCUUCACCUUCUCAUUCCCCUGCAAGCAGACGAGCUUGGAUGCGGGCAUCUUGAUCACCUGGACGAAGGGUUUUAAGGCAACCGACUGUGUGGGCCAUGAUGUAGUGACCUUACUAAGGGAUGCUGUAAAAAGAAGAGAGGAAUUCGACCUGGAUGUGGUGGCUGUGGUCAACGACACGGUGGGCACCAUGAUGACCUGUGCUUAUGAGGAGCCCACCUGUGAGGUUGGCCUCAUCGUAGGGACCGGCAGCAAUGCCUGCUACAUGGAAGAGAUGAGGAACGUCGAGAUGGUGGAGGGAAAUGAGGGACGAAUGUGCAUCAACAUGGAGUGGGGGGCCUUCGGGGACAAUGGGUGCCUAGACGAUAUCAGAACAAACUAUGACAGACUGGUGGAUGAGUAUUCACUGAACCCUGGGAAACAAAGGUUUGAGAAGAUGAUCAGUGGUAUGUACCUGGGUGAAAUUGUCCGCAACAUAUUGAUCGACUUCACCAAAAAGGGAUUCCUCUUCCGCGGGCAGAUCUCUGAGACACUGAAGACUCGGGGCAUCUUUCAGACCAAGUAUCUCUCUCAGAUCGAGAGUGACCGAUUAGCGCUGCUCCAGGUCCGGGCCAUCCUCCAGCAGCUGGGCCUGAACAGCACCUGUGACGACAGUAUCCUUGUCAAGAUGGUGUGCGGGGUGGUGUCCAGGAGGGCGGCACAGAUGUGUGGCGCCGGUGUGGCUGCUGUGGUGGAUAAGAUCCGCGAGAACAGGGGGCUGGACCAUCUCAGCGUGACUGUGGGGGUGGAUGGAACACUCUACAAGCUACAUCCGCACUUCUCCAGAAUCAUGUGCCAAACUGUGAAGGAACUGUCCCCAAAGUGUAAAGUGUCCUUCCUCCUGUCGGAAGAUGGCAGUGGCAAGGGGGCUGCCCUCAUCACGGCGGUGGGUGUGCGGCUCCGAGAAGAACCGAGCAGCUAAGAGUCCUGGACCCCAGCCUGCUGCCCUUCCAGAACUUCUCUCUUCAAGUGGCACUCCUGUUCUCCCCAGCGCGUUGUGCUGGGAGACGCCGGAGCCAGAGCCCCUCACUGCUGCGGGGGGGGAAACAAGCCACCUAAUGGCACAUAGCAUAGGGUACAAAAUAGAGUGUGUGCUGUUGAUAAUAUCUCUCACCUCCGGAUCGCCCUCAUCCGCCCUGCCUCUCUGCAUGAUUUAAUUUCAGCCUGGUUGUACAUUCCCCAUGUGUGAAGUUUAGUGGUGUUCAUUUCUAAUUUAUGCAUUUGUCCAGCAGUUAUUUAUUGGCCCGAGAUGAAAAGUCAUACCAUCUGAAGGCCUUAGAGGCCUCUGCAGCCCGUCCUUGGGGACAUCCUCCGUGUGAAAUGUAUUAUCACCAGCAGACACUGCCAGGGCUCCUCCCGGGGGCGCGGUAGCUGCUUCCCCAUCCCAGCACCCACUGCUCUCUGGCGUCCCGAGGAUCCAGCGGGAUAUGUCAGUGCCACUGAAUUGUGCAUCUGUGGAACUGAACAUAGCUGCACUGUAACAGUCUUGCAUCCUGUCUGUCCUGGGGUGAGGGUGGGGAAAGGGUGGGCAGUCCUGCGGGUAAGUGUCUUGUCUCUGGGUAAAAGGAACCCACCAACAAACUGCCCUCACUGCAAUGUCCCAUCGCUUUUGUGAGCCAUGUUGUACGACCUAGUAAACUUUGUACCAGUUCAAAGACCUGAGUGAUGCUUUCAAUGGCUGGGGAGCGGGGAGAACAUCUGGGGGGUCCAUAACAGCCAGACCCUGGAGGUUUUGUGGCUGUCCAGAUUGAAGGAGCUUGAAAUGAAGGCUGUGUUCUUCAGCCCCCUGCCUGUUUUAGGCAUGAGGCCGUCUCUGCUCUCUCUGCAAAGUGUCACAGAGGUAGCCUCUCCCCUUGUCUCCCAGAACCUGCCCUGCUGGCUCCCUGCCCUUAAUGCUGGGUCCUACCCUGGUCACAGGCUCCUGUAGCCUCCACCCCUCACCUUUAAGAAGGUAUAGGGAUGGAACGCUUCUCUCUACCCAUAGCCUGGCCUCCGCACUGUAGCUGUAACAGAGAAAAAGUCGUCUUGGCUUUCAGGGGCUGUCUGGGUGUAACGAGAAGACAGUGCACCAUUGGCCCUCUGCUUGCCAUCCCCAAGCAGAUGCUGCCCUUCACCAUGCUCUCUGCUAUCUCCAAGGCAACAGGUGGACUAGACUCCCAGCCCUGAUACAGACGAAGCCUUGUGGCAGCUCCGGUAGCAGGACUGGUGCCCCCAAAUCCCACCUUAAAUUAACCCCUUGUGUAGAAAUUGGCCCUUAUCUGACCCUUUCAUCCUACGGUACAUCUGCCUCGUGCUCAGCUACACCAUGACUGCCAUGUUGGAUUGCCCCCUGCAGCCCACUGAUGGAUCCCACAUCAGUCCACGUGGUGGUACCCUGUGGCUGAGGUGCCACAUGCGUCUCCACCCCAUGACUACGGCUCCCCUUGGGGCUGACUGCAUGCUCACUUGGUUUGGUGAGACCAGAGGCCCUUAAGUUGGCAUUGCCAGUGCCUAUGGCACAGUGAUCUUUGUGAAGAACACAGAUAACAUUAAAUAAACUCUUCUGGAUGUGCA
This is a messenger RNA of Manis pentadactyla (Chinese pangolin), 4600 nucleotides long. It is a transcript of the gene HK1, whose product is annotated as hexokinase 1. The record is from RefSeq and is a predicted model, not a curated record. Gene Ontology annotation, biological process: glucose 6-phosphate metabolic process; glycolytic process; intracellular glucose homeostasis. The transcript is spliced from 18 exons. NCBI's taxonomy places the organism in Eukaryota, Metazoa, Chordata, Mammalia, Pholidota, Manidae. The coding region runs from base 9 to 2969 and encodes 986 amino acids. Gene Ontology annotation, molecular function: D-glucose binding; ATP binding; mannokinase activity. Gene Ontology annotation, cellular component: cytosol; mitochondrion.